This is a messenger RNA of Leptidea sinapis, 1516 nucleotides long. Its product is annotated as cytochrome b-c1 complex subunit 1, mitochondrial-like. The transcript has a single exon. Gene Ontology annotation, molecular function: metal ion binding; metalloendopeptidase activity. Gene Ontology annotation, cellular component: mitochondrion. The record is from RefSeq and is a predicted model, not a curated record. The coding region runs from base 51 to 1457 and encodes 468 amino acids. Lineage: Eukaryota; Metazoa; Arthropoda; Insecta; Lepidoptera; Pieridae.
GAUUUUGUUCAAAUAAUAGGUAUUUAUGAUAAAAACAUAAAAGCGUAAUUAUGUGGCGGUUUCUAAUGAAAAAGAAAUUUAUACCAAAACCUGUCGGAAAUAUGACUCGCUAUUUAAAUUAUACGUAUCCUAAUUCUUUCUUUACUUUUCUAGAUGAAAAUAAAGUUUUAUCGUGUUCUACGUUAAGUAGCGGAUUAACAGUGGCGACGGAACAGCGCAAUUCUCCUAAUUCGUGUGUCGGAAUAUUCAUUGAUGCUGGAUCAAGAUACGAGUCUUCUUUAGAAUAUGGUGUCAUGCAUUUCUUUGAACAUAUUUGUUUUAAAGGUACAGAAAAUAGAUCGAAAUCAACGCUCGAAAAGGAGAUGACUGCAACGGGGGCAAAAUUUAGAUGUUUUACCACACGCGAAAUGGUUGGCUAUUAUGCAGAAUGUCUCAACGAAUGUGUUCCCAUGGUAGUUGACAUUUUAAGUGAUUGUGUUUUUUAUAACUCGUUCCAAUGUUCAGAGCUCGAAAUCCAAAAAAAGAUCGUUUAUAGUGAAAUGUUAGAACACGAAGAAGACACGAAAGGUAUAGUUUUCGACUAUCUUCAUCAAGCGGCAUUCCAAGGCACUCCUCUCUCGAAUUCAAUUCUAGGACCCAGCUAUAAUUUGCACAAUCUAAAGAAUACAACUGUAGCCCGACAUAUAGAUAAAAUGUUUGCAGAACCGCGAACAAAGUUUGUUUGUGUUGGUGGUAUCACUCAUGACCAAAUGGAAGAAUUGGGAAAUACGUAUUUAUCUAAAAGCAAAAAGAACACGUGUGUUGGUAGUAGUCCGUAUAGAUACACCGGAUCAGAACUUAUUUACAGGAAUGAUUCAAUGGGAAUCGCACAUAUAGCUUUAGCCGUAGAAGGUCCACCAUUCCAUCACGAAGAUCACUUAAAAUUAGACCUAGCUACUGCUGUUAUAGGAAGUUGGGACAGAUCACAAGGAGGUGGAAAGAACAACACAUCGCAUCUGGCUUGCUUUUCAGCUGGUUCCGGUUUUUGUUCUCAUUUGGAAUCGUUUAAUAUCGCAUACAAGGAUUGUGGCUUGUGGGGGGCAUACUUUGUUGUCAGUCAACUUGAUGUUGAUGAUAUGGUGUUUAAGUUGCAAAGCGAAUGGAUAAAACUAUGUACUAUGAUGACUGAUUCAGAAUUAUUGCGUGCAAAAAUGCAGGUAAAAUCUAAUUUAUUGGCUAAAACUGAAAAUGUUGUUGGAGCUUGCUUAGACAUUGCCACAUCUGUUUUUUAUAGUGGAUGUCUAGCCAAUAUACACAGACGAUUUACGGAACUGGACAGAAUUACUUUGAACGAGGUUAAAGAUACUUGCAAUAAAUAUCUAUAUGACAAAUGUCCAACGGUGGCCGCGGUUGGAGCGACGGAAUGCUUACCAUCGUAUGUGAGAACUAGGGCUGCAAUGAAUUGGUUGAGAGUUUAGAACCGAAAAUAUAGUGCCCAAUUACACCAUUUAUUAUUUCUAGCAUAAUUAAUAAACGA